GCCAACUCUUCACUUUCCUUUUUACGGAAGUUAUUAAUGGUCCCGUACAGGUUCCAAGCCAGGCCCCAGGCGGCUUGUGCAAUUCAAAUGAAAGGAGUGCACCUAGGCCCAAAGGUUCUUUGAAGUGGUCCAGUCGGGGGAUGCCUGUGGCGCCCACCCCCUUCCCAUCCCGUAUUGCCAGAGCAUGCCAUCUCCCGUGUCGUUAUAAAGUACUUGAAGGGAGCCCACCCUCGCUCAUCAGAAAGUCUGCGACUUCGACAUCCACUCAUUCCCUCGGAAACACAUUCUUUUCACGUCCUCAGGACCUAUUCACUCAUUAUCCAAGCGCUAAGUUCAGCUGCUUUACAGUACAAUCCCUCCAACACCAAGGAAUAAACAUACCAUUGUCGAAGCCCAACUCAAGUCUUUCAUAACCACCAAAAAAACCAACCUUCAACUAUCAAAAUGUACUCCCUCAACGCUCUCGCUCUCCUUGCCUUCACCGGCUCCGUCCUCGCGGCUCCCGUAGCCCAGGGCAACGUCGCCGUCGUCUACGAGACUGUCGUCCACACUGCCGUCGUCACCGUCGAGGCCCAGGCUCCCGCCCCUACCCCUGCUCCCCAGCCCCAGCAGCCCAAGGAGAACAUCGUCUAUGUUACCGUCAAGAAGCCCGCCAACAACAAGCCCCAGCAGCCCAAGCCUACCCCCACCCCUACUCCCGUCUACGAGGCUCCCGCUCCUUCUUCCGUCGUCGAGGAGGUCCCUGAGCCCACUGAGCCCGCUCCUGCUCCUGCUCCUGCCCCAUCCAAGGAGGGCUACAUGGCCGUCGUCGAUGAGUGGCGUGCUAAGCUCGGCCUCAAGGCUCUCAUUGAGGAUGCUACUCUCGCUGCCAACGCCUACAAGACCGCCAAGGAUGGCAACGGCCAGAUGGUCCAUCAGCUCAACCCCGGAUCCAUGGGUCAGGUUCUUGCCCCCGGUCCCGAGGACGAGUUCGAGCACUGCUUCGUCGGUGGAUGGCUCUGCGAGAUCCCCACCCUCCCCGGCCUCAACGGUGUCUGCGCUACUCAGUCCGAGGGCUGGUACUACACCUCCACCGGCCACGCUGACAUCCUCACCUCCGGCGGAUACUCCAAGAUCGGCUGCGGCUGGGCUGGCAACAUCUGGGCCUGCGAUCUCGCAUAAGUAACGACCGUUGUGGGCGUUGUUGAGCAAUGAGACCUACGACC
Aaosphaeria arxii CBS 175.79 is the source of this 1205-nucleotide messenger RNA. RefSeq lists its product as uncharacterized. NCBI's taxonomy places the organism in Eukaryota, Fungi, Ascomycota, Dothideomycetes, Pleosporales. The record is from RefSeq and is a predicted model, not a curated record. The transcript has a single exon. Bases 445 to 1161 code for a protein of 238 amino acids.